Molecule: messenger RNA, 976 nt
Organism: Drosophila nasuta
Lineage: Eukaryota; Metazoa; Arthropoda; Insecta; Diptera; Drosophilidae
Exons: 2
Coding region: 59-358 (99 amino acids)
Source: RefSeq, a predicted model, not a curated record
GCAGGAGCAGUCGACGUCAAAAGAAGAAGGAGCCGCCGGAAUUAAGUGUAAGAGAAAAAUGCGCAAUUAUCUUUGGUGGUGGUUGCUUCUAGUUGCCUGCUGUCUUAAUCUGGGCAGCAUCAAGGCCAAGCCACUUGUUUCCUUUGGCAUCGGAGUGCAGACAGCGUCGAGACCCUAUCCAGAGCCUUACUACAACAAUUACUAUGGCUACAAUGGCUACUAUGGCGGUGGCACGUAUUCGAAUAGAUAUCAGCCCCCCGGUUACCCCUAUUAUCCGGCUCCUUAUGCUCCUGCCAGUCAGUAUGGAGCACUCGACUUUGGCAUUGGGGCUUUGUCGUUAACCCCGUUUCUGCUUUGAUGGUCACAUACACACACACACAGCGGGACAUCAGUAGACUGAAUAUGUACUAAAGAAAAUGUGCGAAAUUUGUGGCAAUGUGUGAAAAGAAAACAGAGAAAAACUGAACCAACUAAUAAACACCACAAACAAGUCCUCUCUCUUAUGCGUUUUACUUCAAUUCAGCAACUGCGACUCAGACUGCGGCAACUUUGUUAAGCUCCACACGGUGUGGCAUAGACCCAAACAACGGUGGUCAACAGGUGUCCAAAUCGCUGCUACGUGACAUUGUUACACAUUUCCCAGUUUCGCAUUGACCUUGGCCUCUGCUUCGCUGCUCCGCUGCUCCAAUGCUCCACUGAAACACUUUCGUUAAAUAGCAGGCACUAAAGACUUUCGGCUCAAGUCGAAGAUUUCCCCCAUCGUGAAGGUCACGGAAAAGUAAAUAAAUAAUGUUUCAAUAAAUUGUAUAUCAAUUGAGGAAGGUUGUUGUUAAAAAUCAUUGAGGGGAACUUUUGCUGCGAUGACGCAAAUGUUGAUGUCUAUGACAGGGAAAGGUCUUUAGGUUCAGUACACUUGCCAAGAGUAAAGCUAAAAAGUGGAGAGAGUGAUGUAAAACAUGACAACCAUAAAUAUGGA